CCCAGCAUCUUAACCACUACAUUAUGCUGGCCUUCUCAUAAAAUGUCAAAAAUGUGCAAAAAAAAAAAAAAAGGGGGGGGGGAGAAGAAGAAGAAAAAAAGAGGGGACUUUGAAAGCAUGCAAUAUUUUUAAAUGAGAAGUUCAUGAGGAUUUUUGGCUUAGUUCAGACUGAAUUUUACCCCAGGCUUAAGUGGCAUGAGUCUACAUUGCAGGAAAAUAAUGAGGUUGGAUCCGGAAAGCUAUGUUUCCUCUUGCAGGCAAAAGAGCCUAUUAUUUAUUGCAGCAUUUCUGUUUGUUGCCAACUGUACUUCACAAAAACAUACGCACUACCUUCCUAUUUUUUUUUCCCAGGGAGCUGCUGACAUGUGCAGCAUCUUCUUUGAAUCCCAUUGCAUCUGCCAGCACUUUGCCUUUGGGAAUUUAGCUUUGGUCUGAAUAAUUAUAGCAUCCUGUAUUAUGAGUUUAGAAAGGGGGUGUGGGGAGAACCCCAGAAAAGAACUCUGGCAGAACAGGUGACACCCUUUGAAAAAAGUAUAAAUAGAGAUAAGUGGGUAGUGGAUUCAGCAAUCUUACUUUGUGUCAAGUGGUGCCUCUUGCUUUCAGCUUAGCAUUAAGGAAUUUCUCUGCCACUAUGAGCUGUGGUCCAAGACACACGGUCCUAACAGCUGGGAGAAACAGCAGUGGGAGCUGCAAUCUUGGAGUGGGGGUUUCUUCUGUUGGCUCUGGGCGAUAUUCUUCAUGUGGGCUAAACAACGAAAGAGCUAGCUUCUCUGGACGGAGUCAUCUUGGGGGGAGAAGCCAUUUCUCAACUGGCAGCUGCAGUGGGGCUUUUGUCAGUGGAGGACAUGCUGGGACAAAUGGUAACUUUGUGGCCACCUCUCACAUGGGGACUUCUGCUGCUAGAAAUGGUAUGGUAGGUGGUGCUGGUGGUGGUCAUGUAGGUGUGGUAGGUGGUAUUCCUGGUGGUGUAGUAGGUGGUGCCCAUGGUGGCCUAGUUGGUGCUGUACCAACUGCUGUAGUUAAUGGCAUGGGUGGUGUAGUUGGUGCUCCUCAUGCUACUAUGGUAGGUACUCCUUGUGGAGUGGUUGGAGCUGUCCCUGCUGGCAUGGUAGGUGGCAUGGCUCAUCCAGGUGUUGUUGGUGGCAUGGGUGGAACAGUUACUGGAUUGAUUGGAGAACCUGUUUGUGGAGGUAUUUUCUCUAAUCUUGAUGGGAAGAUGACCAUGCAGAACCUCAAUGAUCGCCUGGCCAGCUAUCUAGACAAAGUCCGAUGCCUGGAAGAGGAAAAUGCCGAGCUUGAGUGCCGAAUCAGAGAAUUUUAUGCCAAGCAAGGCCCUCUGUCUGAACCAAAGGACUAUACUCAUUACCACCAGCAAAUUGAAGAUCUCAAAAACCAGCUUAUUUGUGCAAGUGUGGAGAAUAACAAACUCCUUCUGUGCAUUGAUAACAGCAAACUGACUGCUGAUGAUUUCAGAUCCAAGUAUGAGACGGAAUGCUGCCUCCGUCAGAAUGUGGAGGCUGAUAUUAAUGGACUGCAUCAAAUCCUGGAUCAGCUGACUGCCUGCCGAUCUGACCUGGAUAUACAGUGUGAGAACCUGCAAGAUGAGCUAUGCUGCCUAAGGAAAAACCAUGAGGAGGAAGUUGCCUGCCUGAAGAACCAGGCCUCUGGAGAUGUCAGUGUGGAAGUGAAUGCCUGUCCUGGGCCAGAUCUGAAGAAAAUCCUGGAGGAGAUGAGAUGCAAAUAUGAAUCAAUGAUUGAAGGAAACCGCAAGGAAGUAGAAGCAUGGUAUGAAUCCAAGAUUGAGGAGGUGAAUCGUGAUGUCUGCACCAGCAGUCAGGAGAUUGAAGAAAGCAACAACAAGGUCACUGAAUUAAGACGCCAACUACAAGCCCUGGAGAUUGAAUAUGAUGCUCAGUGCAGCCUGAGGGACACCCUAGAAAGUUCCCUGGGUGAAACUGAGCUUCGCUACAACAGCCAUUUGGCUGAACUCCAGGAGCGCAUCUCCUGUCUGGAGCAGCAGUUGGCAGAACUGCGGUCAGAAAUGGAAUGCCAGAACCACGACUACACAGAGCUCCUGGAUGUCAAAAGCCGCUUGGAGAAGGAGAUUGCCACCUACCGGGGCUUGCUGGAAGGGGGGCAACAUGACAUUGUUGGUGGAGGAGGAAUCAGUAGAAACAGCAGCACAGCAGGUGCAAGAUCCAGUGAAGCUCGGACAUCCCACACUUAUGUGACCCAUUCAUGCCAUGGAGCCCAUUUGCAUCACUAGAGCACAUAAACAUGAGACAACUGUAGGAGAAGGGGCAGAGGGUCCCUUGCCCCAAGAAGCAUUCCUGAUAGUUCUUCCAACCUUCUAUUGCUUACUAUCUCAUGUAUUUUCAAAGCGGAUGUGAGGGCAUCUACUCCACUAUCUCCUGCUGAGUCUUUCCCAUUUUUCUGCAAGAUAGCAUUGUUUUUUACCUAAUAAGUAUCAGUGCCGUGGUUGCCUAUCCUCUGACCACUGAA
Molecule: messenger RNA, 2502 nt
Organism: Crotalus tigris (Tiger rattlesnake)
Lineage: Eukaryota; Metazoa; Chordata; Lepidosauria; Squamata; Viperidae
Product: keratin, type I cytoskeletal 42-like
Exons: 8
Coding region: 632-2266 (544 amino acids)
Molecular function (GO): structural molecule activity
Source: RefSeq, a predicted model, not a curated record